This is a messenger RNA of Odocoileus virginianus texanus, 2725 nucleotides long. It is a transcript of the gene STAC2, whose product is annotated as SH3 and cysteine rich domain 2. Gene Ontology annotation, biological process: positive regulation of protein localization to plasma membrane; skeletal muscle contraction; positive regulation of voltage-gated calcium channel activity. Gene Ontology annotation, cellular component: extrinsic component of cytoplasmic side of plasma membrane. Lineage: Eukaryota; Metazoa; Chordata; Mammalia; Artiodactyla; Cervidae. The record is from RefSeq and is a predicted model, not a curated record. Gene Ontology annotation, molecular function: protein binding.
GCAGCAUCUUCUUCAGACCCUUGAUCCUCAUUCCUGGGGUCAUCCUGCUCCCUCGGCUCCGUAUAAUUGCCUCCUCUCACCCACCAACCCAGGAACUUUCUCCGCCCGCACCCGGGAGUGGGGGUUGCUUUGCCCGGGCGGGUUUCUCCAGGGGUUCACUGGGUUGGGGGGCUGUCUCUAAGGGCUUCAGGUCCCGGAAAGACGCCUACCACCGUUAGCCUGCUUCCAGGUGGGCUGCCGUCGGGUCUCGGCACCCUCUCUUCCCGUCUUCCCUAACCAUGACCGAAAUGAGCGAGAAGGAGAACGAACCGGAUGACGCGGCCACUCACACCCCCCCGGGGACCGUCUCUGCCCUCCAAGAAACCAAGGCUGCUGCUGGCCAAGGAGAGACCCUCGGGAGCCAGCCCCCUCCAGGCUCACCAUCCCUCUUCCUCUCUCAGCUCCAGCGGUUCAAGCGCUCUCUUUCUCUCAAGACCAUCCUCCGAAGGUUUGCGGUGUAAGACAUGCAAAGUCAGCGUCCACCUCUGGUGCUCCGAGGAGAUCUCCCGCCAGCAAUGCCCAAGCAAGACGUCUUCCUCCUUCCGCCGCAACUUCAGCUCCCCACUCCUGGUACAUGAGCCUCCACCAGUCUGUUCCAUGAGCAAGGAGUCCCCACCCACUGGGGCCAGUGGGAAGGUAGACCCCGUGUAUGAGACCCUGCGCUAUGGCACCUCCCUGGCCCUGAUGAACCGCUCCAGCUUCAGCAGCACCUCUGAGUCCCCGACAAGGAGCCUGAGCGAGCGGGAUGAGCUCACCGAGGAUGGGGAGGGGAGCAUCCGCAGCUCAGAGGAGGGCCCUGGCGACAGCGUAUUCACAGCCCCAGCCGAGAGCGAAGGGUCAGGACCGGAGGAGAAGAGCCCAGGACAACAGCCCCCCAGACCUCCCCUCCGGAAGGAUGUGGGGCCCAUGUACUCCUACGUGGCGCUCUACAAGUUUCUGCCCCAGGAAAACAAUGAUCUGGCUUUGCAGCCUGGAGACCGGAUCAUGCUGGUGGAUGACUCUAACGAGGACUGGUGGAAGGGCAAGAUCGGCGACCGGGUUGGCUUCUUCCCAGCCAAUUUUGUGCAGCGGGUGAGGCCAGGCGAGAACGUUUGGCGCUGCUGCCAACCCUUCUCUGGGAACAAGGAGCAAGGCUACAUGAGCCUCAAGGAGAACCAGAUCUGUGUGGGCGUGGCCAGGAGCAAAGAUGCUGACGGCUUCAUCCGCGUCAGCAGUGGCAAGAAGCGGGGCCUGGUUCCAGCCGAUGCCCUGACCGAGAUCUGAGAGGAGCCAAGAAAACCCAGAAGCCACCCCUGCCCGUGCCCAGCCCUCCUCGCUUCUGGCCCCCCGGGGGGGAGGUUCCCUCUGCUCCUCUCCUAGGGGCCACUCACCAUGGCUUGGGAGCCUUCUGUACUAAGAAAGGUGUUAUUUCUGGGGUCUUGGGUUGCCCUGAAGAGGUUGCAGCUCUGAGACUUGGGCGUGGGGAGGAGAAAGUGGGAGGGAAUGACAAAACUCCAGGUGGGUCCCCCUGGUCCAGUUGCCAUGCAGAGUCCAGCCCUAAGAGGAAGUUCCUGAGGAAUGUCGGGGCUGCCUCUUCCAGAGAGCCUGCCCCUGCCCACCGCACCUUUGCAUGCCUGACACCCCCCCGCCCCCCUUCUCACAGAGCCUCUGCUUGGGCCCUUGUGUGUGUGACCCUGCAGCUGCCACUUUGGGAGUGGGGCCCUCCCGGGUCCCUCAGCCCCAGCUCUGGGUGGGGAAGGAGCUCAGGGCUGCCAGAGGGCCCUGGUCUCAUCACCUCUGUCACUCCAUCAACUCUCAGGAAAGUCCUGCGGCUCUCUCUCCUGUUACCUGAAACUUGGGUGGACAGAGGAGGGGAGGGCUGAGGUCUCGGGAGCACGUGGCAAAUCAGAGUCUGUCCCUCGAGUAGGACAGUCCCCACGGAGCAACCUCACUCUACCCUUGUUCACUGGGAGAGGACACACCCAAGAGUGGCCUGCACACAGAAUCCCACCUGGCCCACACCUGAUCAAAACAAUCCCCAUUUCACUGUCAGGACUCUGAACGCUCAGUUCCUGUCCCAGGCCUUGCCAGGCCUGCCCCAGGAACCCCACCCUCAGGACUGACCCUGCAAUAGCCCUCCCUUACCCCCUCUCUUGGGGCUCUGUGGGGGACAGGGCUGCUGUUGCAGGGGGCCCUUUUUCUGGCUGCAUCUGGUCCCUUUUCCAGGACACAGAGCCCUGGGAGGAAGCGGGAGUGGGAGACAGACAAUGAAUUCUGUUUGACCACCAGAAAGGGAAGGGGGUAGGCACGCUAGGGGAGGGGGUGUGUGGGGACACGCAAAGAGGACCCCUCCCUUGCAGGUUGCUUUUCUCUGGUGCCAACCUCCCUUCCCGCCCCCGCCCCCCAAGCUCAGAGCCGCCUCUUGUGCCCUUGAUCGUGCCAGCCAAUGCCACCCCCAUCCUGGGCACAGUCACACCCUCCCAUGUGGUGGGAGGGACACAUCCUCCUACCCACUGGCCCCUGCCCUACCUCUCCCUCUAAGAGGGGGGAGGAACUCAAGCCACACUGCCCUGUUUGCUGCCAUGAGGCCCCCCCCCAGCAAUAUCCCAGGGGCGGGCCCAAUGCCCACUGUACAUGAGGCUGCAUGAGGAGUCUGCUGGGGCAUUGCUGAGCCCCCAGACCCCUAAUUAAAUGUUUCUUGUCCCAA